This is a messenger RNA of Ilex paraguariensis (yerba mate), 432 nucleotides long. NCBI's taxonomy places the organism in Eukaryota, Viridiplantae, Streptophyta, Magnoliopsida, Aquifoliales, Aquifoliaceae. The record is from the annotation of a GenBank genome assembly.
AUGUCAGAUGAGUUGUUCUACUCUACCGCCUCGCUUCUCCGAAGAAUAAUUUCUGAGGAUUUUCCUGAAAAAGUUUCAGUGGUGCUGAUCGGUGGAGUCAUGCCUCCAAAACAGCCCAACACUGGCCUCUUUGUAGGUCUAAACAAAGGACAUGUUGUAACAAAGAAGGAAUUGGCACCACGCCCUUCUGAUAGAAAAGGGAAAACCAGUAAAAGAAUACAUUUGGUGAGAAACCUCAUCAGGGAAGUUGCUGGUUUUGCUCCAUAUGAGAAGCGAAUCACUGAACUUCUUAAAGUUGGAAAAGACAAGCGUGCACUCAAAGUGGCAAAGCGAAAGUUGGGCACGCACAAGAGGGCAAAGAAGAAGCGUGAGGAGAUGUCUAAUGUUCUCCGCAAGAUGAGGUCUGCUGGAGGUGGUGAGAAGAAGAAGUGA